This is a messenger RNA of Protopolystoma xenopodis, 453 nucleotides long. The record is from the annotation of a GenBank genome assembly. Lineage: Eukaryota; Metazoa; Platyhelminthes; Monogenea; Polystomatidea; Polystomatidae.
AUGAUCUUAGUGAUUGAUUUUGGUGAGCACUGUCCUGGCGGCAACUAUGUAAUCCAGACGACAGAGGGUGAGAGGAUCGCCCAGCUACUCUCCGGAUAUAUUGAUAUUAUUAUGAGGAAGCAGAGGAAUCGCGAGGCUGCGCUUCUUGAAGGCGACGAAGAGAGUACAAUUGUUGAGGAAAAUGUAGAACCUGAAAAGGCCAAUCUGAUCCAGAAUCUUACAGGUACUCUUCCCACUCGACAUCGCGUUGAGGAGGUUAGCCUAGCUCAUUCUGGCGUCCUAAGGCCCGCGGCUGGAGCAAUCAACAAUCUGUUACGAAAUAACUUCAAUCAGAUAGCCUCCACUAGUCAUACGGCCAUUCCAGUAGCGCUUCAGGGACCGGGAAGUGCUACUCUUCAGCAAGCAUCUGGAUCCACUGUAAGCAAGUUCCUCUUUUCAUGUAUUCAGUGCUAA